AUGAGACCAGAACAAGUCCCGCAAGCAGCAGGUUCCGAAAGACCACCGGCAGAUGACUGGUACGGUGUGUGGGAUGCGAAGGAGCGACGAAGGCGUCAGAAUCGGGUGAACCAAAGAGCCCACCGCCUUCGGACACGGUAUGCACAGGGCCAUGCAGGUGUCGGCUCAUACCUAGCGCAAUGGUACUCGGCGCAGGUACAGCCUAUGGCGGCUGUUCCUUCCUUGUUACUGGAGCCAACACAUCAGCCUCAAAGGAUCUCCGAGUCUCUACCGGAACAAGUUAAGAGGCUCGAAUCAACGCUCGGCCUCCUUACCGAGUCACGUCACACUCUCUCUGCAGAGACCAAUCAGUCCUCAGACGCCAAUAAAGCAGCGCUAUCCGCAUUCAUGGCCAGUCACUCUGCAAAAGUCAGCAGUCUAUGCCUCAAGACCCACGACGCCGAAAAAAGAGCGAUCUUGCUGCGCAAGGUAGCCCAAUUCCACAACAGUUAUCAGCUGAAUUGCCCGAGCGCAGACCAUCUCCUCUCCCUAACUAGAGUCAAUGUCUAUCGCGCGUUUGUCGCCCAUAUGGUCAUUCUUGGAAUCACUUGGGAAUGGAUGGAAGAUGAGUCGAUAUCUCCAUUCUUCGUGGCGGGUCCCCCACCGCCGCCACUAGGCUUCGAGCCUCCUGCGCUUCCAGAGAAAUUGCAGCCAACACACCUCCAGCGUACCAGUAUUCACCAUACCUGGAUUGACCUAUUUCCAUGCCCUGUAAUGCGGGAUAACCUGAUUCGGCGGGGAAAUGAAUGGGACGACGAGGAGUUAUGUGUUGACAUCAUGGGGUAUUGGGACGGCAACUCGACGGGACCGCAUGGGUUGAUCGUUUGGGGUGAGCCUGCUGAUCUAGCAAACUGGGAAGUGACCGAAGGGUUUUUAUGCAAGUGGGGAUGGCUUGUGCGAGGCUGCGUGGAGCUGAUGCGGUCAACGAAUCAUUGGCGGGAAAGACGAGGACUGGGACCGUUAUUUUCGAAGUCAGUUGCAUAUAGUCAGUAA
Messenger RNA from Aspergillus calidoustus, 1032 nucleotides. Lineage: Eukaryota; Fungi; Ascomycota; Eurotiomycetes; Eurotiales; Aspergillaceae. The record is from the annotation of a GenBank genome assembly.